This is a messenger RNA of Onthophagus taurus, 2536 nucleotides long. Its product is annotated as protein zyg-11 homolog B. Lineage: Eukaryota; Metazoa; Arthropoda; Insecta; Coleoptera; Scarabaeidae. Gene Ontology annotation, cellular component: Cul2-RING ubiquitin ligase complex. The record is from RefSeq and is a predicted model, not a curated record.
UAAAACUUAAACAUCUUGACAUUUAAAGACGUCAAAAUUGUCAAAUCGAGUUAUGUUUUCGUUUAGAUUUUUGAUCGUUAGCACAUAAUUCUAAAAAUAAAACAACUUUAAACCAAUAACAAAAAAACAUGUGUGACAACCCCCCAACAUUACUCAACGCGUGCCUGGAAUACAUUUGCGAUAACAUGGGUCUAGUUUUCCAACCAAAUUACGUAUACAACACGGAAUAUUCUUACACAUUUCGAGAUCAAAACAUUUCCUUAUGCACGGAACUCUGCGAACAGCUCCUCGAACACUUGGUGGAGAAAGAUUGCAUACGAGAUUUAUCCGUAUCAAUAUUCACCAAAACGAAUACCCGUCUAAGACGAGUAAAAUUAAAAGACUGUCAGUAUUUAACAUCCGACGGAUUUGAAGUUCUUUUAAGACACAAUGUCCAUGAAUUUGAAUGUGUUAAUGUAAAUACAACCCCAAUUGAUAUUGUUUUAGCAAAUCUAAAUGAAUGGUCUGUUAGAAAUUUAAAAAGUUUAAAUAUUUCAAAGUAUAAACUUAAUAAAAAGGACAGUCGAACACUUAAUUCUUCGAUUUGGGAUAGAGCAAUAAAUCAAAUUACAAGUUUGGAGAAUUUACGAUCGCUUAAUGUUGCUUAUACAGAGUUUAAUCAAACAUUGUUGGAGGUUAUUUGUGAUAAAUUAGGGUUUUUGGAGAAAUUGAAUAUAUCCGGGACUCUUAUUGUAGAUUUGAAACCUUUAGUUGGGUUAACGGAACGAUUAAUUAUGUUGGGAAUUAGUGAUCUAGAUUUAUGCCCACCGAACGCCAACCACAUAAUUAAUUUGACCCGUUUGAAACACCUCGAUUUGAGCUUAAUAAAUAAAAAAUCGGAGCACGUUGGGGACAACAUCGUGAAAAGAAUUUUAUCAAACCCGGAAGUUUUACCCGACCUAUAUCUUUUGGAUAUAUCCGGCUGGAAAAACCCAUCCGAAAAAGACGUUUUAAUCAAAUUCAUUCAAUCUCACCGCAAAUUAGAGUGCCUCGGCUUAGUUACAAACCCGAUUGCGAACGAUCCUUAUUUUAAUAGUAAUAACGAUACAAUUAAGAGAAAAUUUUUAAUCGCCGGGUUAGGAAGCGACGAGCAAAUCUCCCGCACUUUAAUUUUAUACGAAGAUAAAGCUUAUUUCGUCCAAAAAGCUUUGUACCAUUUAUUUCAGUUAACCUCAGGGUUCGAAGGCCCCCGCCCGGAUAUGAUCCAACAAGUUUUAGCGGCGAUGAAACGACACUCGACGAAAUUCGGAGUUCAAGUCGCGGGAACCGCUUGUUUAUACAACUUAACUCGAGCUGAUUUAGCAAAGAAAAUCCACCCGAGUCUCCUCGCGAGAGGAGUUUUAUUAAUUUUAGACGCGAUGACCCAAUUCCACGAUGAAUACCAAUUACAAAAAAAUUCUUUAUUAAAUUUAUGUAGCGACCGGAUUUUACAAGAGGUUAAUAUCGAUCGAUUUCGAUGCGCCCACUUAGUUUUAGACGCGUUGUGUUCUUUCGACGAAGCCGAUAUUAAGCGGAUGGCCGUCGCGAUUUGUAGUAUUUUAGCCGCGAAGAUCUCAACGGAGCAAACCUCGCAAUUAGGGGCAAAACCCCUUUAUAUGUCGAAUUUGUUAGCGAUGGUUGAGAAUCGGGUUGAACUCAAACAAUCCGAUAUCACGUUAAAAUUUACUUUAUCUGCUUUAUGGAAUUUAACCGAUGAAAGCGCGGCUACUUGUUGCGUUUUUUUGGAACACGGAGGGGCUAAUUUAUUUCUUAAAGUGUUGAAAACGUUCAAAAAUGAUAGUACGAUAGAAACGCGCGUUUUGGGGCUUUUAAAUAAUAUAGCCGAAGUGGAGUAUUUGCGCAAAAAUUUGUUCAUCGAAGAAUUAAUAAAUGAAUUGUAUUUUUUGUUGCGCUCCGAGUACAUUGAUGUUAGUUAUUUCGCCGCGGGAAUAAUCGCGCAUUUAGCGUCCGAUGGCGAAGAGAAUUGGGGGGUUAAAAUGUAUAAGAGGAAAGAGAUGUUGUCGCAACUCGAAGAGGCUAUAAACGAGUGGAGUUUACCCGAAUGCGAGAUGGUUGCUUAUCGAAGAUUUAAGCCGUUUUUCCCGCUUUUGGAGGAUCGAGUUGAUUAUCAGGUGCAGUUAUGGGCUGUUUGGGCGAUUUACCACGUUUGCAACAAAAAUCCAACGAGAUAUUGCAAAAUGUUAUCUGAAGAAAAUGGGAUACUUCUGUUAAAGCACUUGGCUUACUCCGACAACUCCCAUGUGACCAUUAAAAAGAUUACUCGCCAAGUUUUGGGGAUUGUUGAGGAAAAUCAGCGUUGAAGAAUCAAAUUAACAAAACAAGGCGUUUCGAACGUUUUGUGUUUUAGUCAAUUUUUGCAGGAAUAAAUAAAUAAAGAUGUCACGUGCCAAGAUUUGACUGCGGAAAAAGUGUUGAGACACUAGUCAAAAAAAAAUAUAUAUAUAUAUAGAUAGUUAUUAUUUAAUGUAAUUAUUAAUUAAUAAAUAUUUAAAUUAUU